Molecule: messenger RNA, 7983 nt
Organism: Ochotona curzoniae (black-lipped pika)
Lineage: Eukaryota; Metazoa; Chordata; Mammalia; Lagomorpha; Ochotonidae
Gene: DOCK3
Product: dedicator of cytokinesis 3
Exons: 53
Coding region: 381-6473 (2030 amino acids)
Biological process (GO): small GTPase-mediated signal transduction
Cellular component (GO): plasma membrane; cytoplasm
Molecular function (GO): GTPase activator activity; guanyl-nucleotide exchange factor activity; small GTPase binding
Source: RefSeq, a predicted model, not a curated record
GAGCCCCCGCGCGCCGGGGAGUGGCGCAUGCGCGGGCGUCUUGCGAGCCCGCUGAGGCGAGCCGAGCCGCGGCGGGGCCGGGAGCCGAGCGGCGGAGCUGUGAGAAACCGAGCGGCGGCGCGGGACGGACAAGUGGCGAGCUUUUUUUCUUCUGCCUGCGGCGCCUGGAGCUGCUGGGCCGCCCGCGAAAGCGUCGCGGUCCGGUCGUGGAGGCGGGGGCGGUGGCAUCCUGGACGGCCUGUGAGAGAUGCGCCGCCCACUGCCCCGCGCCGCCUGACCGCCCCCGCCUCGUCUCGCGGUGCGCCACAGCCGGGCCCGCCGCCGUCCCCGCCGCGCUGUCGCCCGGCCGCCGCGCCCGCGGGGCCGCGCCCGGCCCGGCCAUGUGGACCCCCACCGAGGAGGAGAAAUACGGCGUAGUGAUAUGCAGCUUUCGAGGAUCUGUCCCUCAAGGAUUGGUCUUAGAAAUAGGAGAGACGGUUCAGAUUCUUGAAAAAUGUGAAGGUUGGUACAGAGGAGUUUCAACGAAGAAACCCAAUGUAAAGGGAAUUUUUCCUGCAAAUUACAUUCACUUGAAAAAAGCAAUUGUCAGUAAUAGAGGGCAGUAUGAAACCGUGGUUCCACUUGAAGAUUCUAUUGUGACUGAAGUCACAGCAACUCUGCAAGAAUGGGCCAGUCUGUGGAAACAAUUGUAUGUGAAACACAAAGUAGAUCUUUUCUACAAACUUCGCCAUGUGAUGAAUGAACUUAUUGAUCUGCGAAGGCAGCUCCUAUCUGGUCACCUGACUCAGGAUCAGGUGCGGGAAGUUAAACGACACAUCACUGUACGUCUGGACUGGGGUAAUGAACAUUUGGGUCUGGACCUGGUGCCCCGGAAGGAUUUUGAAGUAGUGGAUUCAGAUCAAAUUAGCGUCUCAGAUCUCUAUAAGAUGCAUUUGUCUAGCCGGCAGAGUGUACAACAGAGCACAUCCCAGGUAGAUACAAUGCGCCCACGUCAUGGAGAGACCUGUCGGAUGCCGGUGCCACACCACUUCUUCUUUAACCUGAAGAGUUUCACCUACAAUACCAUUGGAGAAGAUACUGAUGUCUUCUUCUCAUUGUAUGACAUGAGAGAAGGCAAGCAGAUCAGUGAGCGGUUUCUGGUGAGACUCAACAAGAAUGGCGGGCCAAGGAACCCGGAGAAGAUAGAACGAAUGUGUGCCCUUUUUACAGAUCUGAGCAGCAAAGAUCUGAAGAGAGAUUUAUAUAUAGUUGCCCAUGUGAUCCGAAUAGGCCGGAUGCUCCUGAAUGAUUCAAAGAAGGGCCCUGCUCACCUGCACUACAGGCGACCAUAUGGCUGUGCGGUCUUAAGCAUCUUGGAUGUCCUACAAUCACUCACAGAACUAAAGGAAGAAAAGGACUUUGUUCUUAAGGUUUACACGUGCAACAAUGAAAGUGAAUGGUCCCAGAUCCAUGAGAAUAUCAUCCGAAAGUCCAGUGCCAAGUACUCUGCACCCAGUGCCAGCCACGGUCUGAUUGUUUCUCUGCAGCUUCUUCGUGGAGACAUGGAACAGAUCCGGAGAGAAAAUCCCAUGAUUUUUAAUAGGGGAUUGGCAAUUACAAGAAAAUUGGGAUUUCCUGAUGUCAUCAUGCCAGGUGAUAUCCGCAAUGACUUAUACCUGACCCUGGAGAAGGGAGAUUUUGAGAGAGGAGGAAAAAGUGUACAAAAGAAUAUUGAAGUGACAAUGUAUGUACUUUAUGCAGAUGGAGAAAUCUUGAAGGAUUGUAUCAGCUUGGGUUCAGGAGAGCCAAAUAGGAGUUCCUACCACUCUUUUGUCCUUUAUCACAGCAAUAGUCCUCGUUGGGGAGAAAUUAUCAAAUUGCCCAUUCCUAUUGACCGAUUCCGAGGCUCCCACCUGCGCUUCGAGUUCAGACAUUGCUCCACAAAGGACAAAGGGGAAAAGAAGCUCUUUGGUUUUGCAUUUUCACCCCUCAUGCGUGAUGAUGGUACUACCCUCUCAGAUGAUAUUCAUGAGCUUUAUGUUUACAAGUGUGAUGAGAAUAGCACAUUUAACAAUCAUGCUCUAUACCUGGGCCUGCCCUGCUGCAAAGAAGACUAUAAUGGCUGCCCUAAUAUCCCUUCAAGCCUCAUCUUUCAGCGCAGCACCAAAGAGUCUUUUUUCAUUUCCACGCAACUCUCCUCUACCAAACUCACCCAGAAUGUUGAUCUCCUUGCUCUGCUGAAAUGGAAGGCCUUCCCAGACCGGAUCAUGGAUGUCUUAGGGCGCCUGCGACAUGUCAGUGGAGAGGAAAUUGUUAAGUUUUUACAGGACAUCCUGGAUACACUCUUUGUGAUUUUGGAUGAUAAUACAGAGAAAUAUGGCCUGUUAGUUUUUCAGUCUUUGGUGUUCAUCAUCAACCUGCUCCGAGACAUCAAAUAUUUCCAUUUCCGACCCGUGAUGGACACAUAUAUCCAGAAGCACUUUGCUGGAGCUUUAGCAUACAAGGAGCUCAUUCGCUGUUUGAAAUGGUAUAUGGACUGCUCAGCAGAACUGAUUCGGCAGGAUCACAUUCAGGAAGCGAUGCGGGCCUUGGAGUAUCUUUUCAAAUUCAUCGUGCAGUCACGGAUCUUAUACUCACGAGCCACCUGUGGAAUGGAAGAAGAGCAAUUCCGGUCCAGCAUCCAAGAACUUUUCCAGUCCAUCCGGUUUGUGCUCAGUCUGGACAGCAGAAACUCAGAAACACUCCUUUUCACUCAGGCUGCACUCCUCAAUUCUUUUCCAACCAUCUUUGAUGAACUGCUGCAAAUGUUCACUGUGCAAGAGGUGGCGGAGUUUGUGAGAGGAACCCUGGGGAGCAUGCCCAGCACUGUGCACAUUGGGCAGUCGAUGGAUGUUGUGAAGCUACAAUCUAUUGCCAGGACAGUAGACAGCCGCCUCUUUUCUUUCUCAGAAUCCCGCCGCAUCCUGCUUCCUGUGGUUCUCCAUCACAUUCACCUUCACCUGAGGCAGCAGAAAGAGCUGCUUAUCUGCUCAGGAAUUCUUGGCAGCAUCUUCUCCAUUGUCAAGACCAGCUCUCUGGAGGCAGAUGUCAUGGAAGAGAUAGAGAUGAUGGUGGAGAGCCUCCUAGACGUGCUCUUGCAGACUCUGCUCACCAUCAUGAGCAAAUCGCACGCUCAGGAGGCGGUAAGAGGGCAGCGGUGCCCGCAGUGCACAGCCGAGAUCACUGGUGAGUAUGUGUCCUGCCUUCUUUCACUACUCCGCCAGAUGUGUGACACCCAUUACCAGCACCUCCUGGACAAUUUCCAGAGCAAAGAUGAACUCAAGGAAUUCUUGCUGAAGAUUUUCUGUGUGUUCCGGAACCUAAUGAAGAUGAGUGUGUUCCCUCGGGACUGGAUGGUGAUGAGACUGCUCACAAGCAAUAUUAUAGUUACUACUGUCCAGUACCUGUCCUCUGCACUGCACAAGAAUUUCACAGAGACAGACUUUGACUUCAAGGUGUGGAAUUCUUAUUUUAGCCUGGCAGUUCUGUUCAUAAAUCAGCCAAGCCUUCAGCUAGAAAUCAUUACUUCAGCCAAGAGGAAGAAGAUUCUAGAUAAGUAUGGGGACAUGCGUGUGAUGAUGGCUUAUGAACUGUUCAGCAUGUGGCAGAAUUUGGGUGAACAUAAAAUACACUUUAUUCCGGGAAUGAUUGGUCCUUUCCUGGGUGUGACACUGGUUCCCCAGCCAGAAGUACGGAACAUCAUGAUCCCCAUUUUUCAUGACAUGAUGGACUGGGAGCAGAGGAAAAAUGGCAACUUCAAGCAGGUGGAAGCUGAGCUGAUUGACAAGCUGGACAGCAUGGUGUCAGAAGGGAAAGGUGACGAGAGCUACAGGGAACUCUUUGGCCUGCUAACCCAGCUGUUUGGGCCCUACCCCAGUCUGUUGGAGAAGGUUGAACAGGAAACGUGGCGUGAGACUGGCAUUUCCUUUGUGACUUCAGUCACCCGCCUCAUGGAACGCCUUCUUGACUACAGGGACUGCAUGAAAGGAGAAGAAACGGAGAAUAAGAAGAUUGGCUGCACUGUUAACCUAAUGAACUUCUACAAAUCUGAGAUUAACAAAGAAGAGAUGUAUAUUCGCUAUAUCCAUAAGCUUUGUGACAUGCACUUGCAGGCCGAAAACUACACUGAGGCUGCAUUCACUUUGCUCCUCUACUGUGAGCUGCUGCAGUGGGAGGACCGGCCGCUGCGAGAAUUCCUCCACUACCCAUCUCAGACAGAGUGGCAGCGGAAAGAGGGAUUGUGCCGGAAGAUCAUCCACUAUUUCAACAAAGGCAAGAGCUGGGAGUUUGGGAUACCACUGUGCAGGGAGCUGGCAUGUCAGUACGAGAGCCUCUAUGACUAUCAGAGCCUCAGCUGGAUUCGGAAAAUGGAGGCCAGCUACUAUGACAACAUUAUGGAGCAACAGCGUCUGGAGCCCGAGUUCUUCCGUGUUGGCUUCUAUGGCAGGAAGUUUCCUUUCUUCCUUCGGAACAAAGAAUAUGUGUGCCGUGGCCAUGACUACGAGAGGCUGGAGGCCUUCCAACAGCGGAUGCUCAGCGAAUUUCCCCAGGCUGUCGCCAUGCAGCACCCCAAUCAUCCUGAUGACGCCAUCCUGCAGUGUGAUGCACAGUACUUGCAGAUCUAUGCAGUGACGCCUAUUCCAGAUUAUGUGGAUGUUCUGCAGAUGGAUAGGGUCCCAGACCGUGUCAAGAGCUUCUACCGUGUCAACAAUGUGAGGAAGUUCCGGUACGACAGGCCUUUUCACAAAGGCCCCAAGGACAAGGAGAAUGAAUUCAAGAGCCUGUGGAUCGAACGUACCACACUGACCCUGACCCACAGCUUGCCUGGCAUCUCUCGAUGGUUUGAAGUGGAAAGGCGGGAACUGGUGGAGGUGAGCCCUCUGGAGAAUGCCAUCCAAGUGGUUGAGAAUAAGAAUCAGGAGCUGCGGGCCCUGAUCAGCCAGUAUCAGCACAAGCAAGUACAUGGCAACAUCAACCUGCUCAGCAUGUGCCUGAAUGGCGUCAUAGAUGCAGCUGUCAAUGGAGGCAUUGCACGCUAUCAGGAGGCCUUCUUUGAUAAAGAUUACAUCAUCAAGCACCCAGCAGAUGCUGAGAAAAUCACCCAGCUCAAGGAGCUCAUGCAGGAGCAGGUCCAUGUCCUUGGAGUUGGACUAGCAGUUCAUGAGAAGUUCGUGCACCCAGAAAUGCGGCCUUUGCAUAAGAAGCUGAUUGAUCAGUUCCAGAUGAUGCGGGCCAGCCUCUACCAUGAAUUUCCAGGCUUGGAUAAGCUAAGCCCUGCAUGUUCAGGCACCAGCACUCCACGGGGAAAUGUUCUGGCAUCCCAUAGCCCCAUGAGCCCCGAGAACAUCAAGAUGACCCACCGGCACAGCCCCAUGAACUUGAUGGGCACAGGCCGCCAUUCAUCAUCCUCUCUCUCCUCACAUGCGUCUAGUGAAGCAGGAAAUGUGGCGAUGAUGGGCGACAACUCCAUGGGCGAGGCACCUGAGGACCUGUACCACCACAUGCAGCUCGCGUAUCCCAACCCCAGGUACCAGGGCUCAAUCACCAACGUCUCUGUUCUGUCCUCGUCCCAGGCAAGCCCUUCUUCCUCCAGCUUGAGUUCCACUCACUCAGCACCGUCCCAGAUGAUUACCUCUGCCCCUUCCAGUGCCCGAGGCUCUCCCUCUCUGCCAGAUAAGUACCGCCACGCCCGGGAAAUGAUGUUGCUGUUGCCCACACACCGGGACCGCCCCAGCAGUGCCAUGUACCCAGCAGCUAUCCUGGAGAAUGGACAGCCACCAAAUUUCCAGCGGGCUCUGUUCCAGCAAGUGGUUGGAGCCUGCAAACCCUGCAGUGAUCCUAAUCUGUCUGUGGCCGAAAAAGGUCAUUACUCCCUCCACUUUGAUGCCUUCCACCACCCCCUGGGGGAUGCUCCUCCAGCCCUGCCUGCCCGGACCCUGCGCAAGUCCCCCCUCCAUCCUAUCCCAGCCUCCCCAACAAGCCCCCAGUCGGGCCUGGAUGGCAGCAACUCUACGCUCUCUGGCAGUGCCAGCAGUGGCGUAUCCUCCCUAAGUGAGAGUAACUUUGGGCACUCCUCGGAAGCCCCACCUCGCACUGACACCAUGGACUCCAUGCCGAGCCAGGCCUGGAAUGGUGAUGAAGAUCUCGAGCCACCCUACCUCCCAGUCCACUACAGCCUCUCCGAGUCUGCUGUCCUGGAUUCUAUCAAGACCCAGCCAUGCCGAAGCCACUCAGCCCCAGGGUGUGUCAUCCCACAGGACCCCAUGGACCCACCUGCGCUGCCGCCCAAACCCUACCACCCCCGCCUGCCAGCCCUGGAGCAUGACGAUGGCGUGCUACUGCGUGAAGAGGCUGAGAGACCUCGGGGCCUGCACCGCAAGGCCUCACUGCCUCCUGGGAGCACCAAGGAGGAACAGGCCCGCAUGGCCUGGGAACAUGGCCGAGGGGAACAAUAAGAGACAGGGAGGCGGCUGGGACACCGUCUUCAGUAAGCAGCUUGCCUGACCACUCCAGGUCUGAAAAGCAAGUCCCCCAUCCCCGCCCCCCAGGGAGCCAGAGCGGCUUGGCACUCAGGAGAGAACCACCCCAAGUCUCCGUUCUACUGCCGUGAACUCCUGUUUUGCCAUGUGCAGAGGCCGCAGCAGCAUGAAGGCUUGUGGCUUCUCUUUUUAUUUCAUUUUUUACGUUCCCAUUUCUAUGGUUUUCCUUUCCUUUAUGCAGUAGAUGCUUUCUUUCUCCUGCAGUUCCAGGUCAUGUGGAACUGUGUGGAGAUAUUGCACAGACAGAAUCGCUUUGCAGCACUGCAGGGCCCAGGAAUUCAGGCCCUUCCUCCAGGGUAGAGAUGCACAGAGAAUGGAAAUUGCACUAGGAGCCUCUUCCUUUGUUAUGUGGACAGAAGAGUUCAUGGUUGUAUUCAGGGAUUGCAGGGACCACAUGGACUACAUGCCAUGGGUGGAUAAAGGGGCCACAAGCUGUUUUGCACAAAUGCCUGCCUACCUGCGCACUCUUCCAUCUAGGAGUGUGCAGCUAAGGAGCUGGUUGGGCCAACCUGUUGGCCCAGGAAUGUGACUGGUCUAGCUGCGUACCCAGGGCACACUGCCAGGCUUCCACAGGCCAGCCCUGUCUGCCACUCCACCUUGGAAUUUUCUCUCCAUCACUUUUAUUUCUAUUUGCUUCCUUCCACUCUUGAUAACACCUCUUGCCCUGCAGAAGACCCUGUGGGAAAUGGAUCUGCUAGGGUGAUCUCCCACUCUGGGGCUUGAGUGGAAGAGUAGAGCCAGAGGGGCUUAGCCUAACCACCUCCCUCUGGGAAGCUGAGCUGCUUCCAUUGUGUUAGCUGGUCUAAGAGUGAGGAUGGGCGUGGCAGGGGCUGGAAAUCCUCGUAGCGGCCUGAAUGCCUGCCCUCAGCUCUGAAUCAGGGAUUUUCAGCACUACCUCCGAGCCGUGGGGUUGGCUGCCCAGCCAGGCUUCCAGGCCCUGAGGACACAUGAGCAGGUUCAGCCAGACAGUGCAGGAGCUUCUCCUUUUGGAAGCAGAGAGCCAUGCAGGUAGAGCUGUCAUCUCCCAAGUGGCCAAGUACAGCACUCCACUCCAGGCCCAUGGGGACUGCCACUCAGGGUUUGGGGCGGCAGGAGGACAGCUUCUCCAGCUUCCUCAGUGUGUGGGGCAGAGCGCAGCAGUGUUUUCACAGGAAAUGCUUUAUAGGGUGGGGUGGGUUAUUAAUGGUAUUUUACCAGGGUGCUUCUAAGUUACUUUAAAAAAAAAACAAAAACAAAAAAAACUUGUCUUUGGACAUUUUUUUCUUUCAUUUGCCUGAGUUCACAUUAGUGAUGGUUACAACUUUGAUGGUCACCAGGCUGCCUUUUUGUCAAACAGGUGUGUUGUCCCCUCUCCCCGCAGUUCCACUUCUGCUGGCCUGUCUGACCUCGGUGGCCAGACCCUGGACCCUAACCUUCAACCCUUCUC